Molecule: messenger RNA, 966 nt
Organism: Cyclospora cayetanensis
Lineage: Eukaryota; Apicomplexa; Conoidasida; Eucoccidiorida; Eimeriidae
Product: U3 small nucleolar ribonucleoprotein protein IMP3
Exons: 7
Coding region: 1-966 (321 amino acids)
Biological process (GO): rRNA processing
Cellular component (GO): small ribosomal subunit; Mpp10 complex; small-subunit processome
Molecular function (GO): snoRNA binding; structural constituent of ribosome; rRNA binding
Source: RefSeq, a predicted model, not a curated record
AUGCGGCAGCUCAAGCAUCACGAGCAGCGGUUGCUGCGGAAGGUGAACUUUUACGAGUGGAAACGCGAUAGCACACCUCGGGAGAACGUUUUUAUUAGACGAUACAUGAUCCAAGACAGAGAGGACUACCACAGAUACAACAAGCUGUGCGGCCUUAUUACCAAGCUGGUUUCUGGUCUACGAAGCCUGGCUCCCGAUGACUCCUUUAGGGUCAAAAUGACAGAACUGCUACUGGAUAAGCUGUACAGAAUGGGCGUUAUUAGCCGGCGUGAGGGCCUCUCCGCUGCAGAGGGGCUUCCGGCCUCUGCCUUCUGCAGGCGGCGAUUGGCAGUGGUUCUUUUGAAGAACCGGAUGGCAUCUCAUCUUAAGCAGGCAGUGGAAUACAUCGAGCAAGGCCAUGUGCGACUGGGAAAUGAGGUAGUAACCUGCCCCGCGCUGCACGUUACGAGGGACGGCGAGGACCUCAUUAGCUGGGCGCAGGGUUCUGCCAGCAACUCGUCUGCAGCUGCUGUCGGAUCCUCGUCAGCAUCUCCUCCUGCUGCUGCUGUCGCUCCUGCUGUUGCCGCUCCUGCUGCUGUCGGAUCCUCGUCACAAAAACGCUGUCUACUUCCUUCCACACCUGCAGCGGGAGGGAAAGCACUUUCUGAUGCCGCUGCCGGUGCAGCCCUUCCAAACGCUCCUGGAUCUGCUGCAACGUGUGCAGCUGUCGCCCACGCUGCACACACCGCAACGAGGCGUAUCCACACGAACCUUCAGCAACGCGCUGCUCCUGCUGCAAUUCCGACUCCUGACUCACAAGGCAUCUCCCUCCCUCCCGUUUCCCCCUCUUCUGCCGCCAUCCCUCCUGGAGAACUAGCGGGCAGCAGCAGUACCAACAGGAGCACCGCAAAGCGUGCAGCCCUCCAAGCCAUCAAAGAAGCUGCAGCGACUACCUGCAACACAGCUUGCUUCGUUUCCCAAACGUGA